CACACACACACACAACAUUGAUACUGAUGUAAUGCUUUUUUUUGUUGAUAAUUCAUGGUUGAUUCAAUCGAUUUGAUGAUCCAGAUUGCCUCAUUAGUUGACUCGAAUGGCAAAUAUGUAGAGCAAUUACAUCAGCUGACUGGCUGGUUAAUUGAAAAAUCAGUCAUAUAUAAAGGCAGGACGCAUUAUAGCAACCGCUGUAAAUGAUGUUGGCAAUUCGUUUUACAAACAUGGCCCACACGACAACCGUUGUAUCAGACAAACAUCAUAAAGCCUUUGGUGGAAUGCCGAUUCGAAUAAUCAUCAUAGUGAUAUUGAUGACAUCAAUAACAACACCUGUCAUCGAUGCUUGUUCAUGUUUGAUGCCCGAUGAACCACAAUAUUGCAGCACAGACUUUUUCGCUCUUCUCCACAUAACCGAUGAAAAAUCGAAUGAACAAUCAAUGAGUGUCGAUUAUCAUUUUGAGCCUAUCAGUGUCAUAAGUGACGAGCAACGAUUGUUGACCACAUACAAGUCACUACAUACGUAUGGAUCAUCGGCUGCUUGUGGUGUGAAACUGAAACCUGGAGAACGAUAUUUGAUUGGCGGUAAUGUCGACCGGUACCAUGGUCGAUUAUUGUUGGAUCUAUGUCGAUCAUAUGUAGAACCAUACGUAAGAGGAUUGGCCGUCAUGACUAAAGAUUUCCAUAGUCUGUUGCAACAUUGUCGUUCAUCAGAUAAAACUGCAUCGGUCAUUGAUAACGUAGUUGCCGUCGAUAGAGAAACUGAAUCAAUCACAACUGAUCCAACAACAUUUGUCACAAAUCAUCAGCUGGAACGAGAAGGAAAACCCAUCAUUAGGUUCCCUUUAUUGGGCCUAACCGAAGAUGAUAUUCGCCGAUUACCACCACGACGACAACAACGGAAAAGUCAUCGUGAACCAUGACAAAAGCAUUACAAUUGAAAUAGCUGUGCCAACUCAACACACAUUUUUUUAUUUUUCUUUGGUAUUCAUAUUUAUAUUCACAAUGGUUAAUCAUUUCUGUGGUCAUUACAAUGAAAAUUAAUUGAGUUUUGA
Messenger RNA from Dermatophagoides farinae (American house dust mite), 1058 nucleotides. NCBI's taxonomy places the organism in Eukaryota, Metazoa, Arthropoda, Arachnida, Sarcoptiformes, Pyroglyphidae. The record is from RefSeq and is a predicted model, not a curated record.